AUGCUAAAGGCCCUCGGACCACCUCAGAAAAUAGUGUCACCCAAACAGGAACAUGAAGAUAGGAAACACGACAAAGUCACCGAUAAAGGAAGUGAAAGUGGGACUUCCUGUAAUGAGCUGUCUACUUCCAGCUGCGACAGCCACUCGGAAGCGAGCACCCCCCAGGACAACCCGCCCACUGCCCAGCAGGCAACCGCUCACCAGCCCAACACCCUAACCUUGGAUCGCCCCUCCAAAAAAGCACCCGUGCAGUGGAUGCCCCCACCAGACAAACGCAGAAACAGUGAACUCUUUCAGACGCUCAUCAGCAAGUCCCGGGAAACAAACCUUUCCAAAAAGAAAGUCUGUGAGAAGCUGAGUGCGGAAGAAGAAAUGAAAAAGUGUAUUCAGGAUUUUAAAAAAAUCCACAUUCCAGAUUAUUUUCCAGAGCGCAAACGCCAAUGGCAGUCUGAACUGUUGCAGAAGUAUGGGUUAUAGUGAUCGUCCCAUCCCUGCAGUAUUUUGAUGGCAUUCAAUGUUUACUACAGUGUCACCACCUGACUGACGUCCUAACAAUGGUCAGUGUGAUUCUUGCUGCUCUUCCUUUUUGUGAACAGUGGAUGUGGGACAGUAUUUUCUUUCAUUCUUUUUUGUUGUUGUUUUUAGAAACAUGAUAAAAAAACGGGGGAAAAAUGAAAUCAAUAAACGUUAAAUUAAAAUGGUAUAUUUGAUUCAAGCCAUUUUGCAAGAAUGAAAGUAAAAUGUGCAUGAUCAAGAAGCUUAGAAUCUUGAUUUUUGAACUGUGGUCAACCGGACAUGUGUGUCAUUUUGCAACUCACCAAAAACGAACCAUCAUAUCUCAUCAACUAAAAUGACAAUGUGGAUGAAGGAACAUCAAGUAAAAUUUUAGGUGAUGGUUUUAGGAUCCAAAUCCAAAACUGUCUAAAUGUUAAUGCAAUAAAACAAGUAUUAUUUUUGCAUGAGCACAAUGUUACAAAUAACUCACAAGAAAUAGGGAAGAUCUGUUUGUUGCUUGGAAAGAAAAAAAUACAAAAAAUAAAGCAAAAAAAAAAAAAAAGUUUUAGGCAAAGCCUAUAAAUGUGAGCAGUCUAGAAGACUGAAUUUUCUUUGUUCCGGAUCUGUGACUUUUUGUGUAUCUGUAUGGUGUCUAUGUACAAUAAGAUUGUGUAAAUAUGCCUUAUACUGUUGUGUUAUGGCACCAACAUUCAUCUAUUAAUGCUAGUCAUGAUUAUUUCUGUGAAAUGAAUCUUUUACAUCAAGCUAUGAAAAUUGGUAUAACGAUGCUCCGAAAGAUCCUAUUAUCAUGUUAAUCAAAAUAUUUGAGGAGAAUGGUAAAGAGCUUUAUGUAUUUAUUAAAAAAAAGAAAA
Messenger RNA from Propithecus coquereli (Coquerel's sifaka), 1367 nucleotides. RefSeq names its product BTB/POZ domain-containing protein KCTD8. The record is from RefSeq and is a predicted model, not a curated record. The coding region runs from base 1 to 477 and encodes 158 amino acids. NCBI's taxonomy places the organism in Eukaryota, Metazoa, Chordata, Mammalia, Primates, Indriidae. The transcript is spliced from 2 exons.